Molecule: messenger RNA, 1710 nt
Organism: Scophthalmus maximus (turbot)
Lineage: Eukaryota; Metazoa; Chordata; Actinopteri; Pleuronectiformes; Scophthalmidae
Gene: gltpd2a
Product: glycolipid transfer protein domain containing 2a
Exons: 7
Coding region: 337-1272 (311 amino acids)
Biological process (GO): intermembrane lipid transfer; ceramide transport
Cellular component (GO): cytosol; membrane; cytoplasm
Molecular function (GO): ceramide 1-phosphate binding; ceramide 1-phosphate transfer activity
Source: RefSeq, a predicted model, not a curated record
ACCUCCGGUGUUUCAGGAAGUGACUGGACGAGAGUCACUACUGUGCGUCUGUGAUAAAAACAGGACGAAGGUCAAGUGCAAAGUUCGUCUUGGGAUGUGUGUGUGUGUGUGUGUGUGUGUCUGUGUGUCUGUGUGUGUGUGUGUGUCUGUGUGUGUGUGUGUGUGUCUGUGUGUGUCUGUGUGUCUGUGUGUCUGUGUGUGUGUGUGUGUGUGUGUGUGUGUGUGUGCUAUGUGGGUGAGCAGAGAGAGAGAGAGUGUGAUGAGCGGCGGUGGCUGGUGAACACUGUUUGUUUUAACUUUUCGUGUCUUCUUGUGCUCGUGGUCGUGGUCGUCGCCAUGGUUUUCCUCCGACGGACGACGUUGCUCCGUUUGCUGCUGUUGGCGGCCAUGUUGGCUCUGCUCCUCUUCGUCAGCUCCUUGUGGCUACCUCAGGGCGGAGUCAGAGACUGUGGCAGCGCCUGGCAGCCAUGUUUGAUCCUUUACCGCCCAUCACCUGAACCGUCGUUGGUCCCCGACGGGUGGGCGGAGUCUGACGGAGCCCCGCCCCUCACGCAGGAGUGUCCCGGUCAGUCGUUUCAGGUUUGGCGUCUGCUGCUGCAUUUAAAGUCCAGUCUGUCGGACGACGGCCACGAGGACGACGUGCUGCUGGAGCCGUACCUGCAGAGCUGGGAUCAGCUGCUCAAGUUCAUGGAGUCUCUCGGGACGAUGGUGAGUUUCUUCUCCCAGAAGGUUCACGAGAAGGUCAAGGUGAUACGGCGGCUGUCGCUCGAGCAAAGCGCCGAGGCUCAUGGGAAACGUGGUCCGGCGUCUGACCACACGGGCGAACCGUCAGGACUGAGAACUGGGGCAUAUCGUUCGGUUCGCUCCAUGGUGGAGGCGGAGCUGAGAGCGGGCGCGGUGGACUUCGCCCGUCGCACGGACUCGGGCUGCAGGACGCUGCUGCGGCUCCAUCGCUCUCUGCUGUGGCUGAAGCUCAUGUUGGAGGGUUUGUCUGACGGGCCGGACGCAGACGGACAAUACAAGACGCCCGGAGAGCUGAGCAGGGAUGCCUACAAGGUGGCGCUGGCCCCCCACCACCACUGGGUGCUCCGUCAGGCGGCCGAGUUCGUCUUCCUCGCCCUCCCCGAGAGGCGCUUCUUCCUGCAGCUGGUGUGCGUUCAGACGGAGCGCGAGGCCGCGCCCGUCCUGCGCGUCAUCAUCCGCGCCCUGGCGCUGGUGCACGAGCGAACCCAACGCAUCCUGUCCGAGCACGACAUGCUGGAGCUGCCCUGACCCCUGACCCCUGACCCCGGACCGACGACCACCUGAGGAUUCAAAGCGCUCGCCGCAGACGCCGCAGGCGGCCUGCGACUCGUCCGCGUGGCUCCAGGCGUGUUUCACCAGGCUGCCCAGGACCCUGUACCAGACUCCACACACCCUGCAGGGCGUCUUGCUCCGCUCCACCGCCGACAAUCUGGUCCUUCGCGGCGUCUUCGGCGGUCGCUGGUCGACGUGUGGUUCCCAGUCGUCGUCCCUGGACGCCACUCUGUCGCUGGCGGCGUCUUCGUGGUCAGUUUCCACGUUCUCUGGUCGAGGCGUCGAGCUGCUGGGCUGAACGUCCACUCUGAGGAGCAGAAAUCAAACAUGUUUAUCGAUGCGGUGUAAAGAAAACUACUAUGCCCUCAGUUUGUCCUGAAGGUUCACUGAGUGCAUCAGCUCAACAGUUGCCAU